Messenger RNA from Cyprinodon variegatus (sheepshead minnow), 1174 nucleotides. Its product is annotated as ATP-dependent RNA helicase DDX39A-like. The record is from RefSeq and is a predicted model, not a curated record. Gene Ontology annotation, biological process: mRNA splicing, via spliceosome; mRNA export from nucleus. The transcript is spliced from 11 exons. Gene Ontology annotation, molecular function: RNA binding; ATP binding; RNA helicase activity. The coding region runs from base 173 to 1174 and encodes 333 amino acids. Lineage: Eukaryota; Metazoa; Chordata; Actinopteri; Cyprinodontiformes; Cyprinodontidae.
CAGCCCUCGCUAACGCAGCUCUCCUGCUCGUGAGUAGCCGUUAGCUAGCAGCUCAGGUGAGGCUGAAUAACAGCAGAGCAGCUCAGCGGAAGGAAUAAAGAUGGCCGGAUGGUGAAGGAGAGCGAGGACCUUAGGAUAAGAUGGCCGCCUGCCUUGGAAACUGGGAAUCACAAUGGCAGAAAAUGAUGUUGAUAACGAGCUUCUGGACUACGAGGAGGAUGACGAGCCCCAGGGCCUCCCAGAGAGCGGCCCCCCGGCCAACAAGAAGGAGGUGAAAGGAUCCUACGUAUCCAUUCACAGCUCAGGAUUCAGAGACUUUCUGCUCAAACCAGAGCUGCUGCGCGCCAUCGGUGACUGCGGCUUCGAACAUCCUUCAGAAGUUCAACAUGAGUGCAUUCCUCAAGCUAUCCUGGGGAUGGAUAUUCUCUGUCAGGCCAAGUCUGGCAUGGGAAAGACGGCCGUGUUCGUGUUAGCAACGCUGCAGCAAAUUGAACCUGUGGACGGCCAGUGGGACGGUGGACGAGUUGUCUCACUCCCUGCUGACUGUGUCUCUGUUAUUGGGACGGUGGACGAGUCGUCUCACUCCCUGCUGACCGUGUCUCUGUUAUUGGGACGUGGGACAGUGGACGAGUCGUCUCACUCCCUGCUGACCGUGUCUCUGUUACUUUCCUCAGUACGGAUGUUUCUCUCCAGGUUAUCUCGCUACCAGCAGUUUAAAGACUUCCAGAGGCGGAUCCUGGUGGCCACUAAUCUGUUCGGCCGAGGCAUGGACAUCGAGAGGGUCAACAUUGUCUUCAACUAUGACAUGCCCGAGGACUCGGACACGUACCUUCACAGAGUAGCGCGUGCCGGAAGGUUUGGGACCAAAGGCCUCGCCAUCACUUUUGUCUCAGACGAAACAGACGCCAAGACUCUGAAUGAAGUCCAAGACCGCUUCGAGGUGAAUGUAGCCGAGCUGCCUGAGGAGAUCGAUAUCUCCUCCUACAAGCUUUCUCACAUCUUUGACCUGAACAUCAGAGGCAUUGCUGAGGCAAUCUUUCACUGCAUGGACAGGAUGUGGGUCAGUCCGCCUCUAUUCCCUUCACAGCCCUCCGCCGUUCUCUGCAGCCUGGCUGAGAUGGACUGCUCCAUCACUGUCACCAGGUGUGUCACUGUAAAUCUGAAUCCGUGUUAA